This is a messenger RNA of Aaosphaeria arxii CBS 175.79, 1478 nucleotides long. RefSeq lists its product as uncharacterized. The transcript is spliced from 4 exons. Lineage: Eukaryota; Fungi; Ascomycota; Dothideomycetes; Pleosporales. The record is from RefSeq and is a predicted model, not a curated record. The coding region runs from base 441 to 989 and encodes 182 amino acids.
GAGUCAAUGAUGUUCCAUUAACAGUCAUACCGAGGUAGCUGGUAGAAGCUUUGAGAAAGAAAUGAAUCAUGAGAAAUUCCUUACUAAGCUGGCCCCUCGCAACCUACCUUGGAAGGCAGCGGCCGGAACUACAUAACGCCAUCUUGGCAGGGAAGUUGCCCCACGAUUUGGUGAUCCAAGGUGCCUGACUCCGUGAGCGCAGCAACCUCUCUUUCAGUUGCAUUCUUACCUUUCAUACUCCUCUCGGCGUUUUGCAUUUUCGAUCCAACUUCCUCUCCUAUCCAUACUGCGGGCAUACAGGGCUAGAACUUCGUAAACGAGCAUACGACAAGAAAUAUCAACUGCGAACAGCGCCCGAGACCCCCAUCCGACGGCCGCUUGAGACCGUUUACAGCAACAUACACUUACCUUGACUGGGCAAAUCAAACAAUACCGCCAAGAUGUUAAAGAUCUGGUCUAUGAAGCAGAAGCAGCAGCAAGAUGAAGCAGCCGCAGCAGGAAGCAAGAAAAAGAAGGUCACAGCAGCACAGCUCCGCGUGCAAAAAGAUCUUUCUGAGCUAUCCCUUGGAACGACCAUGAAGACUCACUUCGCGAACCCCGAUGACAUCCUAAACUUCACACUCACGAUCGAGCCUGACGAGGGCAUGUACAAGGCCGGACGAUUCGUAUUCGACUUCAAGAUCAACCAGAACUUUCCUCACGACCCACCGAAGGUCAAGUGCACGCAGAAGAUAUACCACCCAAACAUCGACCUCGAGGGUAAUGUGUGUUUGAACAUCUUGAGAGAAGACUGGAAGCCGGUUCUUAACUUGAACGCGGUGAUUGUCGGUCUGCAGUUCCUUUUUCUCGAACCUAACGCAUCGGACCCAUUGAAUAAGGAGGCUGCAGAGGAUCUGAAGGCGAACCGAGAGGGCUUCAAGCGCAACGUACGGUCGUCACUUGGUGGAGGUAGCGUGAAGGGGCAAACAUUCGACCGAGUUCUGAAGUAGAAGGCGACAAUAUUGCCACGGGUGCACUAGAGAGUGGCGUAGGAGUCAUGCAGUCAUGAAGCUUCCCCAGACCUUCUGUUUAAGCGUGCAUAUUGUUAGACUGGCGUCAAUUGGAGCGCGGCGUCGAUAUAUACGGGGCUCCCUUGAUACAAACACUGAAAUAUUUCCUAUUGGCAGGCGCAUGGCGAAAGGCUUUUGAGUUACGAUGUUGCAGUACGAUGAAGUAUUCGGCAUACGAAAAUGAUGUUGUGUCACCUAGAUUUAUGCUUGUGAACCGGAAUUGAGCACCACUGCGAUGUUGUUAUGUGGCGUGCAAAAGAGAGGAUACGAGGGAAUCUAUGUAUGAUGAUGUACGAAGCACAUGCCGGCUAAAAGAAGCUCCAACACAGCUUGAGCGACAACGGAGUCCACGAAUUCUAAAAGAGAGCGGAUCGGGGCCUUAAUGUAGUGAGUCAACAAUAUGGAGCUCCUACUUUUGGUAGUCGAGGC